Molecule: messenger RNA, 2556 nt
Organism: Cyanidioschyzon merolae strain 10D
Lineage: Eukaryota; Rhodophyta; Bangiophyceae; Cyanidiales; Cyanidiaceae
Product: aconitate hydratase
Exons: 1
Coding region: 1-2556 (851 amino acids)
Biological process (GO): tricarboxylic acid cycle
Cellular component (GO): cytosol; mitochondrion
Molecular function (GO): 4 iron, 4 sulfur cluster binding; aconitate hydratase activity
Source: RefSeq, a predicted model, not a curated record
AUGCCUUUAGCGGCCUUGGGGCAACGCGCAGCGCUUUUCGCAACUUCAGCAACGACGACACGUAGUCUGUUGGGCAGGUUACGGGAGUCGGGUCCGCAGGAUCAUCGUUUCGUUUCCACGAGCACACGCUUGGUCCACCAGUCAUCGCAAACGUUCGGUGCAAGGCGGGCUACUUUGCAGCAGCUCGCUCUAUUCAAGGCGGUCGGCACUGGGGGGUCGUACGGCGUCCCUGGCGGCAAGCAGACGCUGAAACGGCAGCUGCACGCGUCCACACCCAUGGCCAAGGUGCCGCUUUCACGCUAUGAACCGGAUACGAGUCUCGAAGAGGUCUAUGAGCGCAUUCGCCAGAAUGUCGCGGUGGUUCGGAAACGUCUCGAUCGGCCGCUUACGUUGGCGGAGAAGAUCCUGUACGGACACCUGUCGAAUCCGGAAACAGCAGAGCUCGUUCGCGGCAAGUCCUAUUUACACUUGCAUCCGGAUAGAGUGGCGAUGCAGGAUGCAACAGCACAAAUGGCAACGCUGCAGUUCAUGUCGGCGGGGAUUUCGCGCACCCAGGCACCAACCACCAUCCAUUGCGAUCAUUUGAUUACCGCCCAGAGUGGGGCCAAGGAGGAUCUCGAACGAGCAGUUCAGCAGAAUCGUGAAGUGUACGACUUUCUGUCAACAGCGGCCGCCAAGUAUGGCAUGGGUUUUUGGAAACCGGGUUCUGGUAUCAUUCAUCAGAUCAUACUGGAGAACUAUGCUUUCCCGGGCGGGCUUAUGAUCGGUACCGACUCGCACACGCCGAAUGCCGGCGGUUUAGGGAUGGCGGCUAUCGGUGUCGGGGGCGCCGACGCUGUGGACGUUAUGGUUGGGCUCCCGUGGGAACUCAAGGCACCGCGGGUCAUCGGCGUGCGCCUCACUGGCAAACUCCACGACUGGACUGCUCCGAAAGACGUUAUUCUCAAGGUUGCGGGAAUCCUUACGGUCAAGGGCGGCACCGGCAGCAUCAUCGAAUACUUUGGCCCCGGUGUCGAUUCGAUUUCCUGCACGGGCAUGGGUACCAUAUGCAACAUGGGUGCCGAAAUCGGUGCGACAACCUCGAUUUUUCCCUACAGCAAAAGAAUGGAGGCGUAUCUGAAAGCCACUCGUCGUGACGCGAUCGCGGAACUGGCCAACAAGUACGUCGACCUGCUGCGCGCCGACGAGAACGCAGUCUACGAUCGUCUGAUAGAAAUCAACCUGAGCGAGUUGGAGCCGCAUGUGAACGGUCCCUUCACACCCGACUUGGCGCAUCCGUUGAGCAAGCUCAAGGACGCUGUCAAGCAAAACGAUUGGCCUGCUGAGAUCCGGGUCAGCCUGAUAGGCUCGUGCACCAACUCAUCCUAUGAGGACAUGAUGCGAGCGGCUUCGGUCUGCAAGCAGGCAAUCGAUCACGGUGUCAAGGCGAAGACGAUUUUCCAUAUCACUCCGGGCUCAGAGCAAGUUCGUUCGACGAUUGAGCGCGACGGUAUGAUACAGCUGUUUGAAGCGAUCGGUGGUGUUGUUCUCGCGAAUGCAUGCGGGCCCUGUAUCGGCCAAUGGAAUCGACAGGAUGUACCAAAGGGCGUCAAAAACACCAUUAUCACUUCGUAUAAUCGCAACUUUGCGCAGCGCAAUGACGGGAAUCCGCUUACACAUGCGUUCAUGGCGAGCCCGGAAAUCGUGACUGCGUUUGCGCUCUCCGGACGACUCGAUUUCAAUCCGGUUACGGAUGUGCUGACGGAUCAGUCAGGAAAGCCGUUCAAACUGCAGAGUCCAAGCGGGGAUGAGUUGCCGGCUCGCGGCUUUGACCCCGGACGGGACACGUUCCAGGCACCUCCGGGGGACGGCUCGAGCGUCGCUGUUCGCAUUGAUCCGCAAAGCGAACGGUUGCAACAGCUGGAAGCGUUCCCGGCUUGGAACGGCAAAGAUAUCGAACGGGCGUUCAUUCUCCUCAAGGUCAAGGGCAAGUGCACCACGGAUCAUAUCUCCAUGGCGGGGCCGUGGCUCAAAUACCGCGGCCAUCUGGACAACAUUUCGAACAAUCUCUUCAUUGGAGCUAUCAAUGCGGAAAACGGCAAAGCGAACCUCGUGAAGAACCAACUCAACGGUGAGUAUGGCCCGGUGCCCGCAACUGCUCGGGCCUACAAGCAAGCCGGCAUUCCGUGGGUCGUGGUCGGCGACGAAAACUACGGCGAGGGGAGCUCGCGGGAGCACGCCGCCCUGGAGCCCCGCUAUCUCGGUGGAGUCGCGAUCAUCGCGAAAAGCUUUGCACGUAUCCAUGAGACCAACCUGAAGAAACAGGGUAUGCUGCCGCUUACGUUCCAGGACCCCGCGGACUAUGACAAGAUCGACCCUUCUGAUCGGGUCAGUAUCCUCGGACUGACCAAGUUCCGUCCAGAUGAACCGUUAACGUUACGCGUUGAAAAGGCGGAUGGGUCGCAGCUUGAGCUCAAAGUCAACCAUUCGUUCAACGAGGCUCAGAUCGAAUGGUUCCGUCACGGUAGCGCCUUGAACAAGAUUCGGGCGGACCUGGUAGCAGCCGGCAAAGCCUGA